AAAAUAUAUAUACAGUAGUCCCUAAAAUCCGAGCCAGAAAAUCCAGUGAAGGAUACGAAGUAGAAGAAGAAGAAGAAGAAGAUUCAGUGAGAGAGCGAUUGAAGAAGAAGAUGGGGGUGGAUUACUAUAAGGUUCUUCAGGUCGAUCAUAGUGCAAAUGACGACGAGCUUAAGAAAGCUUAUCGCAAACUGGCCAUGAAGUGGCAUCCUGAUAAGAACCCUAACAACAAAAAAGAAGCCGAAGCUAAAUUCAAGCAGAUCUCUGAAGCUUACGAUGUUCUGAGUGAUCCUCAAAAACGAGCAAUCUACGACCAAUACGGUGAAGAAGGUUUAAACCAAGCCCCACCACCCGGCUCCGGAGGAUCAGACCCCGGUCCUUCUUUCCGAUUCAAUACCAGAAGCGCCGAUGAUAUCUUCUCCGACUUCUUUGGUUUAAAGAGGCCUUUUGGUUCGGGAAGCGACUCACGAGCUGGACCUUCUGCGUUUAGGUAUGGCGAUGACAUCUUCGCUUCCUUGAGGGCUGCUGUUUCCGGAGAUACCUCCAUCCCUGCUAGGAAAUCUGCUCCUAUUGAGAGACAAUUGCCUUGUAGUUUGGAGGAUUUGUAUAAAGGAGUCUCCAAGAAGAUGAAGAUCUCUCGUGAUGUUCUCGACUCCUUUGGGAGGCCAACACCGGUAGAGGAGAUCUUGACAAUAGAAAUCAAACCCGGUUGGAAAAAAGGAACAAAGAUAACCUUCCUGGAAAAAGGAAACGAGCACCGCGGAAUCAUUCCAUCCGAUCUUGUUUUCAUCGUGGAUGAGAAACCGCAUUCCGUUUUCAAACGGGACGGGAAUGAUCUGGUGGUAAUGCAAAAGAUAUCUCUGGUGGAAGCUCUCACAGGUUGCACCGCGCAGGUCACUACUCUUGACGGGAGAAGCCUAACAGUUCCGGUAAACAAUGUGAUCAGCCCGUCGUACGAAGAGAUUGUGAAAGGCGAAGGCAUGCCGAUCCCUAAAGAUCCAUCAAGAAAAGGAAACUUGAGAAUCAGAUUCAUAAUCAAGUUCCCUUCGAAGCUAACCGCUGAGCAGAAAUCAGGGAUAAAGCGGAUGUUGUCAUCUUGAAUGUCCAAGAUUGAGUCAUCAUCUCGUUUCAGUUUUUUUUUUUUGUUACGGUCUACUAGUUUUCUAUUUGGGAAAAUAGUCUAGGAGCAGAAGAAGAUGUUAUUUUUGUUCUUUUUAUAAUAUUUUUUUGUGGUUGCAUUUUGGUAGAGUUAAUUGUGAAAUACCACCAGAUCGUUUAACUUAGUAAUGACUGACUAGUGACAAAUGACUAGUGAAGUUGUUAA
This is a messenger RNA of Capsella rubella, 1321 nucleotides long. RefSeq names its product dnaJ homolog subfamily B member 1. Gene Ontology annotation, molecular function: protein-folding chaperone binding. Lineage: Eukaryota; Viridiplantae; Streptophyta; Magnoliopsida; Brassicales; Brassicaceae. Gene Ontology annotation, cellular component: cytosol. The record is from RefSeq and is a predicted model, not a curated record. The coding region runs from base 111 to 1097 and encodes 328 amino acids. The transcript is spliced from 3 exons.